AUGUUGAAAAGAGCGCACAGCCAACAUUCUCAUCCUGCUCCUGAAAUCAGCCAUAAUGAAAUGGAUGACAAAUUGCUGAACAAGGACACUCAUCUGCAUGUGGGGGUGAUUUUGAUCGAAUUUUCUGCUUGUUUGCAUCACCUCCAUGAUGAAAAUUUGGAAAUUGUGGAUGAGAUUCGGAGAUUGGAAUUGAAAUUGAAAAGGAAAUUUUCAUUGCAACAAGAAGGAAAGAUGAAAUGGCUAUUGAAUCGAGAAUUGGAAUACAUAGAAUUCUUUCCAAUUGAAUUCAUGAAUGACAAGCAUUUUGUAUUGAAUCACACUAAAAAGUUUGGAUACGGAUUAAGAUAUGCAUCACCAAAGCUGAAACAAGACAGAGAGCUUGUGCAUCAGGUUGUUCAAUUGAAUGGGUGUGAAUUACAUUUUGCCAGUAAUGAUAUUCGCAAUGAUAAAGAAGUGGUAUUGGAAGCUAUCAAAAUAUACGAACUUGCAUUAACAUUUGCUUCAAAUGAACUUAAACAGGACAAAAAAUUUCUGAUUGAAGCCGUUCGAUCGAAUGAAAAAUGUUUUCAUUAUAUAACAAAUAGAGUUUGCAAAGACAUGGAAUUUGCAUUAGAAGCAAUCAAACAAAAUAAGACAGCACUUCAAAGUACAUCUUGGGAGCUUUGCCAAAAUGAAGAAUUCAUGUUAAAAGCUAUCAAAUUACUCUUUCCAGAAUUCGAUCGUUUAGUUUCUUUUGGUCGUGCAAACAAAGGAAUCAUGAUGAAACUUGUUCAAGAACAUGGACGUUUGUUGCGAUUCAAAAUUGAUGGUAAUGCUCUUCGAUAUGCCUCUCAGGAUUUGCAGGAUGACAUACAAAUUGCAUUUCAUGCGAUCAAACAAAAUGGGAUGGCAUUGAAAUUUGUUUCGACUGCGUUGAAGAGAAUCAAAGGAAUUGUAUUGACUGCUGUGAACCAAAAUGGAUUUGCACUUAAUUAUGCAUCGAAAGAGUUGAAAAAUGAUCGAGAGGUGGUAAUGGCAGCAGUUAGAAAUGAAGAUUUUGCUCUUCAAUAUGCUGAUGAAAUGAUUACAAGAGAUCAAGAAAUUGUGAUUGAAUCGAUCAAACAAGGCAAUCUUGUUUUUGAAUUUAUUUCUAAUGAACUUUUUUGUGACAAGGAAUUCUUAUUGAGACUGACAAAGCUUGGAUGUUGGAAUAUUUUCAGAAAGGGGCUCCAAAAGAAAUUGUUGAAGAUAGAGAAUUUGUGUUAA
Naegleria fowleri is the source of this 1245-nucleotide messenger RNA. RefSeq lists its product as uncharacterized. Bases 1 to 1245 code for a protein of 414 amino acids. NCBI's taxonomy places the organism in Eukaryota, Heterolobosea, Eutetramitea, Acrasida, Naegleriidae. The transcript has a single exon. The record is from RefSeq and is a predicted model, not a curated record.